AUGUUAUUCGAACAAAUACUACUUGGUAAACCGAUUCAACCAGGAAAAAAAAAUCUAUUUCCAACUGAUAAUGAAUAUCCAACUAGUGCACACGGUAUUCUACCACGACAAUUAGCAUCAUGUGAACAUAAAAAACAAAAACAACCGAAAAAAUCUGAAGAUCAACAACAGAAAAAUACGGAUGAUCAAAAACAAUCGCAACAAGAAAAGCAAACCAUCCGUAUGACAGAACAUUCAUUGUGGUUCGACAAUGAAGAAAACGUGACAGAGGAUGAUUAUUGUCAAAACAGUCAACAACAAGAGCUAUUUGAAACAUUUAUUCAAACACAAGUUUUAGAUUAUAAUCAAUCGACAAAAGCAAAAUACGUAAGAAUUUUAUUCAAGAUUUGA
Molecule: messenger RNA, 390 nt
Organism: Didymodactylos carnosus
Lineage: Eukaryota; Metazoa; Rotifera; Eurotatoria; Philodinida; Philodinidae
Source: the annotation of a GenBank genome assembly